Molecule: messenger RNA, 1351 nt
Organism: Halichondria panicea
Lineage: Eukaryota; Metazoa; Porifera; Demospongiae; Suberitida; Halichondriidae
Exons: 2
Coding region: 579-1115 (178 amino acids)
Source: RefSeq, a predicted model, not a curated record
GAAAUUAGCUUUUGGCUAUCAGCUAUUCAGCUAUCAGUUCAGCUUUAUAACUAUCAGUGUUUGAUCAGCAAGGACUGGACCACAGAAUCUGGGAGAAGGUUCUAAUUCUGGCUGGGUAGUAAAUGCAACCCACCGAAUAUUCAGCUCCACCCUGCAGGUCACAGACAGUGGCCAAUGUGAUCACCAUGCAGGAAGCUUUCAGCUUUCAGCAUUUAUAUAGCUGCAUGUGGUGAAUGGAUGGAUCAACAUAAUAAUGCCUAUUUUUUAUGUAUAAGGCCAACACAACUGCACAUGUGCAGAUUCUACAUAAUAUUUUUUACAUAAAGGGUUAUUUUGUGAAACAUAUCUCUUUACACUUCGAGCUGAAAAUCCCUUCAUUUGAGGGCAUUGUUGCUUCAAUUCAGCAGAAAUCUCUCUGUAAGUUUUUCCAGUCAUAAUCAUGGCUUUUAUAUCCUCCACACUAACAGACUCCAUGAUGUUAAACGUACACGUGUAGCUGCAUCUAAGAAUAAUUAUGACGUCAGUAGGUCAGGGGAUCUAGUCGAGUCUGCGCAUGCUCUACUUUGGCCACAUGUGCAAUGCCAUUUUUUGGUCACAUGUGCAACGUAUGGUACGCGGUGUGUGCGAUGUCUCUUCUUUUCUCAAUCACGAAGGACGAUAGAACAAUCAAACUAAAGCCGACACAGUUGUCUACUGAAACAAUGGGUAAAGUGUUCAAUCUGUCAGCAGACAGUAUCUUUUUGAUAGGAGACGAUGGUACCGUGGCCACAGCAGAAGAUGGGAACUUCAACUCACAACCUAUUCAACCCAAGUUCUCAAAAUGGAAGCCUCAAGGAUCCAGCUUAAAUGCUCCAUCUUCCCUUUCUCUAAAGAAACCAGGCAGCUCGAAGGCAUGUUGGACAAAGAGUGUGGAAAUCUGCUCCUACGACAAGUCGUACGAUUCUAUCAAGAAAAAGUUCAACUUGCCAAUCAUUUUAACUGAAAGUACGGCAAGUGUGUCACAGAUAGUUGGGAUUGUGUCAGCUGAGGGAUUUGAAGGAGAUUCUGUCAUUAUUCUAGACUCUCAAAACCUAAGGAUACCGGACAGCAAUGGAACCAAAGGUACCGGUAUAUAAUUAUGUCAUCAUCAUUAAUCAGAGUGUCAUACAGGGGGAGAGAAAUAAUAGUUGGUGCUAAUCACAUGAUCUCCAGCCAAUCAGUUGAAAGUAGUCAGGUGACCAUGGAUUAAAUAACUUAAUCCACACUUAAGUGUGCUUUAAGUUAGUUUGUUAAUGCACACUUUUUAUCAAAAUCAUAAUACAAGCAGAUUGAAUCUGAAUGUCAUAAUAAUAAUACAAGCAGAUUAAAAUGU